Molecule: messenger RNA, 3406 nt
Organism: Hydractinia symbiolongicarpus
Lineage: Eukaryota; Metazoa; Cnidaria; Hydrozoa; Anthoathecata; Hydractiniidae
Exons: 2
Coding region: 1725-2393 (222 amino acids)
Source: RefSeq, a predicted model, not a curated record
AAUAAACAAAUUUUAAGCAUACAUUCAGGCUCUAAAGGCCGUUUUUCACAUAAUUUCUCACAUUUGGCCCAAAAAUAACCCUUUGGACAAUUUCGCACAGACUAAUAUGUAAUCUACAUCAUCUUUAAUGGCCUUAGAAUCCAAAGUAAUGUUUUUUUUCAGUUAAUAAACAAACUUUAAGCAUACAUUGAGGCUCUAAAGGCCGUUUUUCACAUAGGUCUCACAAUUGGCCCAAAAAUAACCCUUCGGACAAUUUCGGACAGUAAUAAAAUUAAUUAGUUUUUAUUCCAGAUAUUUAACCUAACCUGUUGGCCAUAAGAAACAUGUUUCCUUAACUUUAAUCUAGAGAUAUUGUGGAAGACAUUCAUCUACAUGAUAAUUUUUAAGUCAUUUUUAGACAUUUUGGCCUAAAUAUACCAAUUUCGGACAAGUGUCCAAAAAAUUUUUUCUUUUAAUAAUAUGGAGAAUUUAUCUGAAAUUAUUAUUCUUUUUACAGAAUAUAAAAAUUUUAUUUCGUUCUUGAGAUAUCCUGUUUUAACUGAGAGGGUAAUUCGAAUUAUUUUUUCGUAACAUUUUUGUCCGCUUCGAAACAGCUGUGACCAACAAAGAUAUAUACUAAACAUGCCACUUUACCUAAAAAUGAAGUGCUUUGUCGAUUAUGCUGUAUUGUCACUGCUCAAAACCAUGUGACAAAAUGUUUUUCAAAAAGUGGAGAAAAAAUUUACCUAACAUUUAAAAUUGAGCAAACAUGUGGAAUAAGAGUGUCACAAGAUGAUGGAAUGUCUGAUGCUAUAUGUCGUAAAUGUAUAUCGUUUAUUCAAAAAAUGCAUGAAUACCGAUGUCAGUGCCAAAAAAAUCUAAGUUUACAUAGACAAAAUGUUUCAGUUAAACGUUGUGCAGUUCUUCACCAAGUAAAACCACAUCUGUGGCAAAAAAGAAGCUUUUUGGAAAUAAACCUGCUCUCUGUGAUGUCACAAACAUACAAAGGAAUAAAGAAAAUUGUAAAAUUUCCAUGGUAGACUUUGAAAGUAAAAUGUUGCUGGUUGGAGGUUGGAGGUUGAAAGUGAUUCUGCAAAACUUUGUAGGAGAACUAAACCAUCAUACUUACAUGAUACAAGCUACAAUGGCUUACAGAUAUUUGAUUUCGAAAGUUUAUGGGAAGAGUUAGAAUCAAAUAAUUCUUUAUUGUUAAAAAUUUUGCUAACAAGCACUGGUAAAUUACACCAACCCUUGAGUAUUAGUUUAAAAGUUAAACUUUGUUUUGUCUUUUCAGUGUUAAUGCAGAUUAGAUGGCAUGAAUUAAGUCGACUACAAAGAAUUAACACCAUUCUUGCAAUUGAAGGAGGUUGCAAUAGACAGUUCCAAAGAAGAUUAAAUCAAGUUGGAUUUUGCUUAUCGAUUUCCAUGAGCGAUGUUUUUUUAAAAUUAGCAGGUGGUCAUUUUAUGGAAAAGGCUGUUAAUAUUAUCAGAAAUGGUGGAUCUUUGCGUGGUACAUCAGAUAACUGGGAUAUAAGGGUGCUUGUGGCUACAAGGAUAAAUGUUGACAAUAUCAACCUCCACAUGAUGGCCAGUAAUCUAAUUGAAAAUCGAAUACCAUUGCAACAUCUGUCUAAUGAUAUUCCUUUAAUCAAAAGUGUACGUACUGCAUCACCAAAUUUGUUUAUGCCAAAUGUUCAAGAAUGGCAACAUUAUGCUGACACCUCGAAAAUUUAUUUGGGAGAAUAAUGUUGGAAUUUCUUUCACAAUUUAAGUUUUUAAAACACGUGCUGCCAGUGCGUUUACCUCACCCAUAUAGUGAAUGCAUGAAACAAAAAUCAACCAUUAUUUCCAUGCCAAUUAUUAACGCAAACGAAUCAAAAUAUUCAGACUGUGAUGAAAUUCUUAGAACGUUUGAAAAUUGGAUUGCAGAAAUCUACAAUCAAGCGGGACAGUUAGAGAAGUUACCAGACCCACAACAGUUACCAAAUACAGUAGAUGUUGACUAUCAAGCAGAUCCUGGUCAGACCAUUGGUCAUGUUGUUUUUACUGAAGAUGAUCCCAUGAAGGAAAUAAAAAUACCUUUUUCUGGAGACCAGCUUACAAGAGUUUGGUUUGCUGGUGCAAAACACCUUCUUGGUGGAGCACACACACCAUCUGACUGUUUGGAACACUGUGCUCCAUUUAAACCUGUGAUGUGGCAUUGCAAAGCGUCACUAUUGCAGUACAGUUAUUCCCUGCUUUAUGCACCUGAAUCAGUCAAAGAAAUUGAAACUCUUGAAUAUUUCAGGGAAAAAUAUAACCGAAAGGAUGCGAAACCGUCCAAAGUAUUAGAUUCAUAUGAAGGUAGUAAACAAUUAUUUUUAAGUACCGGUCGUGCCUACAUACAACAUCGGAAUUAUUGUAAAACAAAAUAGCUGUUGCAGGUUGCUCACUUCUGCCAGCUCGUCCUAUUUCUUGAACAUAAGCUUCAAGAUUGCUGGGUGGGGUAAUGUGGUAAACAUUUUCUACAUGUGGAAUAUUAACACCCAUUCCGAGCGCAGUGGUAGCAAAGCUAACUCUGAUCCGUGAGUUCUUCUUAGAAAUUUCCUUUAUGAUAAUUAGUUUCAUAGCUUUUGUCUGUGGUGCAUGGUAUUGACAAAACAAACGACUAGAUGGUGUUUUUUCAAAUCCCACGUAUUGAAAUGUGCUUAAAAGUCUUUCAAAUAGAUUGAAGGCAAGACCACAAUAUUUUAAUUUCAUAUAAAUGAUUGUCAUUGGAAAUUGUUCUCUUACUGAAUUUAAUGAAUUUGCUAUAGGUAACAAUAUAUUCUCAUAGCUUUCGAAUCCAGAAGCAUUACUUUUGCGGAUCUUUUUGUCAAGAAAUAUGUUAUUGCGGUUGGGAUUUACUCUGAUAACUUUUGCUGUUGACAUGUUCAAUGACUUCACUAAACUUGUUAUAUGAUGAGGUGAGGCAGUUGCAGUAAGGGCUAACAUAGAUGCUUUUGGAAAAUAAGUGCGCACUGCGGAAAGUUCUUUAAAAUCUUUUCUAAAUUCUUCUCCCCUGAAAUGUAUAUUUAGAUAUUUUAUUGGUUAACUUUUUUAUAUAUAAAAGUACAUAGUCCUUUUUAGAGCAGCAUCUUAUUAAUUUAUUUUGUUAUAUAUUUUUUAUUAAUUAUUUUCUUUGUCAACCUGACAAAAAAUAAUCAAAACAUAAAAUCAAAAUGUAAUGAAUAGUUUUUUUUGACUCCAUAUGUAUAGCUAUUCGAGGUAAUUUAAUGACAUGACCAGCUAUUGUACAAAAACCCAAUCAAGACUUGCACCCGAACUGCAGAGCUCUGGAUGAGCGAAGAGUAGAUUUAUAUCCCCUUCUUGCACCUUUAUUGAUAUAUUGAUUUCUUCGUGAGUUUUCAUUUCGGCAAACAAACUUUCAUAAGAGCUUGUAGAACUA